GUUGAUCAAUGGGGAUAACGACGGAACGGAUGUUCUGACCCAUAGCGAUGGCGUCUAGUUCUCUCCCGAUCCCUCAACCUCCGCGAACCCCCUCACCUUCACCGGACAGUCAAGACCAGCGCAGUUUGGCUCCAGAGCCUCAGUACGAUCCAAAGGCGCUCUCGCCCAUGCACGGAAUCAUGCAGAGCGAACGACUGAAUGUCAAUGCCCCUAAUAUGGCGCCAACGAGCCCGACGAGCCCGUCUUUCGGCGCAUUUCCGACUCAUGGAUCAAAUACAAAUGCCGGGUCAGGGACUGUUGAUCCCAAUCCAUUCAAUUUUCAGCCUAUGGCUUUGGCAAAGUCCCCAGUGAUGAAAUCGAAUAUUGGUCAGCGGCGUGGUCACAAAUACAAGCAUAGUAGUAUUUCGCAUCAAAUCUUUCUAGAACCACCCCCUCGCGCCCCAUUAGCAUUACCAGCCUCCUUACCGAUACCCACGCUCAAAGAAUGUCGAAGUAGCAUGUCCAAGGAUCAGAAAACGAGGUUUUGGUGGAGUGUGUGCCACAUGUUGAUUGCUGGAUACACUCUAUGGUCGGCUCAUGGCUCUCUCGCAAUGAUGGCACUUUCUCACCUUAUAUUAUUUGAUUCGCUCGGUGCGCUUCUUUGUGUUAUAGUCGACGUCCUAGGGAAUUUCGAAGUGUGGAAACGGUCCAGCGUUCGCCAUCCUUUCGGUUUGGAGCGGGCAGAAGUGCUAGCGGGAUUUGCCUCAUCUGUCUUGCUCGUGUUCAUGGGCAUGGAUCUGAUUUCUCACAAUCUACAGCAUUGGCUUGAAUCCUCUCCAGGCCACCAGCCGCACCAUUCACAUGAACACGAUCGUGUGUCGGCUGGUUCAGUCGAUCUCACCGCGAUCCUCGCAAUUGGCUCGACCCUGGUGUCCGCUAUUGGGUUGAAGAAUCAUGCGCGCAUUGGCAAAUCGAUGCGAUUCGCAUACAUUGAAUCCCUUCCGUCUGUUCUCAGCAACCCAUCCCACUUCCUCACGCUUUCAUGUUCUGCCUUGCUUCUAAUUUUGCCUUUGCUUUCCGUUUCACUCUACAGUUGGUUAGACAAGCUAUUGUCGCUGUCUAUGGCUAUUUCUAUGUGCAUCCUCGGAUCGCGUAUUGUGAAAACUUUGGGGUCAAUGUUGCUCAUGUCCUUCUCUGGCAAUGGCGUCAACGAUGUGAUGCGAGACAUUCAAGCUGAUCCUGCCGUUACAGCGAUUGAUGAUGCCAGAUUUUGGCAAGUGCACUAUGGUUUAUGCAUGGCAAAUCUGAAGCUCAGGGUCACGGGCACUGAGGAAACCUUGAUUAAGCUUCGGGAAAAGAUCACGAGCUUGAUAAGGAAUCGACUAGGUGGAGGGUAUGGAUCAGGAGGUCAAAAAUGGGAGGUGACCCUGCAGUUUACUGCAGAAAGACUGUAAUCUUAACAUUCAUAUUUGUAAAUAUAUUAUCUUCUUUCUUCUCGCUCUAA
This is a messenger RNA of Talaromyces stipitatus ATCC 10500, 1483 nucleotides long. RefSeq names its product cation efflux family protein family. Gene Ontology annotation, biological process: zinc ion transport; transmembrane transport; intracellular zinc ion homeostasis. The coding region runs from base 48 to 1433 and encodes 461 amino acids. NCBI's taxonomy places the organism in Eukaryota, Fungi, Ascomycota, Eurotiomycetes, Eurotiales, Trichocomaceae. The record is from RefSeq and is a predicted model, not a curated record. The transcript is spliced from 3 exons. Gene Ontology annotation, cellular component: Golgi apparatus; membrane. Gene Ontology annotation, molecular function: zinc ion transmembrane transporter activity.